AUGACGUUUCGACACGACGCAAUGAAUGAAGCUGCAUAUACCCUUUCGAUGAUCCUUAAUGGAAACAACGUUGGGCAUGCGUAUAUCGGCGGUUUUGCCCUGAACCUGUUGGGUAGCGACCGUGACACUUCUGACAUCGAUGUCUUGAUUGACGUGGACUGCCCCUCUCAUAUCCACAGCUAUGUCACUCCGAUCCUUUGUGGUGCCGACUCUCGCUUCGCUGUAGAGAACUACAAGCUUUACUUCGGGCCUGCACACAUUCCUGUUGAGCUACUCACAUGUGGCAUGCUCAAUCUGCCACGUAGACUCUCAAUCAUACCUACAGACACGCCUAUCUUUCCAGUCCCGCUCCCUAUUCUUCAACCCGGCGUUCUUAUUCUCACGAAGUUAAAGCGCGCAGGCCAUUAUAUCGGAAGCACACGACCUCAAUCUGUAUUCAAAUACAAUGCCGAUGUACGAGAUAUCUUUUACUUGCUUCUCUGGCUCCAAACCCGCGGCGAGAAAAUCGACUUCGCGAGCUAUGACGCGAGCGAUACUCGCUCGAUUUACAGAGCGGUUAGACAAUUCCAUUAUCACUGGAGGGUUAGACCUGGUCAGUCCUUGAUUGCCCUAAUGCUGAACGCAGUUUUGCAGAGGGGUGAUAAAGAUGUUAUCUUUGGCGAAGAACAGAACGUCAGUGAGAUCAUAGCACAGAUGCCCAACCUCAGCAUGUAA
Molecule: messenger RNA, 714 nt
Organism: Fusarium sp. VM40
Lineage: Eukaryota; Fungi; Ascomycota; Sordariomycetes; Hypocreales; Nectriaceae
Source: the annotation of a GenBank genome assembly